GUUGACUUCGACGGAAGAUAAGCCGAGAGGAUCAACGGUCUCAAGCGCCUCACUAACACAUAUACUUCGAGAGUCUGAUUGACAACUUCUUUUUAUAUAUAUUCUAUGAUUUCAAUUGAGAUUGAUCUAAAGUUGUUCAAUAGAGUUUCUAUAGACCUCAUAUCAAGAUGGCGAACCGAGCCGCUGCCCUCGACAAGAACAUCUACACGAUCAGAGACUUGAAAGAAGCAGCUACGAAAAAGCUUCCAAAGAUGUAUGCUGAAUAUUUCAACGAGGGAGCAAUGGACCUAAUAACCCUCCACGACAACGAAGAAGCCUUCAACCGCUACAAGAUCCGUCCCCGGAUCUUGAUCAAUGUAUCCAAUAUCGACACCAGCACCACCAUUUUUGGGACUAAAGUCUCCUUCCCGCUCGGAUUCGCACCAGCAGCCAUGCAUUGUCUCGCUCAUCCAGAUGGAGAGAUAGCCACUUCUCGAGCAGCGGCCAAGAAUGGUAUUGCUAUGGGAUUGUCGAGUUGGAGUACGUGUUCGAUGGAAGAUGUUGUCAAGGAGGGAUUGGGGAAUCCUUAUGCGUUUCAGGUCACGUUGCUGAAGGAUAGGGAGAUUGCUAUAAGGAUGUUGAAGAGGGCUGAAAGAAACGGAUACAAAGCCAUCCUCCUCACUGUAGACGGGGUCGUCCUCGGCCGCCGUCUCAACGAAUUUCGCAACUCCUUCUCGCUCCCAUCUGGGAUCACCUACCCAAACAUAGAAUCAGAAGCCGAUCCCAGUGCUUUAGCAGGAGCAGACGAUAGCUUGAACUAUGGUUCGAAGACCUCUCCCGAUCAAAAAGCUAGAUUGUUCACUGAGCUGAUGAUGGAGAAAAAAGAUGCUGAUGUAGACUGGGCAAGUGUUAUUCCCUGGUUGAAGAAGAACACUAGCUUGCCGAUCUGGGUCAAAGGCUUGUACACAGCCGAAGAUGUUUCGCUAGCCAUUCAAUAUGGACUUGAUGGUAUCAUCAUCUCGAACCAUGGUGGAAGACAGCUGGACACUGCACCAGCGACUCUUGAUGCGUUGAGAGAAUGUGCUCCUGUUGCUGCAGGGAAGAUUCCAAUUGCAAUCGAUGGAGGAAUCAGACGAGGAACAGACAUCUUCAAGGCCAUUGCUCUUGGUGCUUGCUUUUGUUUCGUUGGACGUGUCCCAAUUUGGGGUCUGGCUUACAAUGGUGAAGCAGGGGUAGAUUUGGCCAUUAAGCUUUUGAUGAAUGAAUUCGAGACGACAAUGGCACUUGCUGGAUGCAAGAAUGUCAAGGAAAUUUCUAGAGCUCAUCUAUCAAUUCUCAGACCUGAUGGAGUAUUGGCGAAGCUAUAGACUUUAUGUUUGAAGAUCCUAUGUCUAGUAGAAAGCAAUGCUUAUGGUGUAGUCUACAAAACUGCUUGUGAUUGAUCCUGAUUAUCGACCUGAAAACAUCACUUUAGCUUUGGAGAGUCAAUCCCAAUUCACAGAUCAGGGUAUCUUCCGGGGGUGUAAGUGGAAAGGAUGGUACGAGGUAUGAAUCAAGGAGACCUUUGUCCUGCUUCGUUUUCUGCUGCAUGACCUUCAAAAUCACAUAUGCCAC
Messenger RNA from Mollisia scopiformis, 1593 nucleotides. Its product is annotated as FMN-dependent dehydrogenase. Lineage: Eukaryota; Fungi; Ascomycota; Leotiomycetes; Helotiales; Mollisiaceae. Gene Ontology annotation, molecular function: oxidoreductase activity; FMN binding. The record is from RefSeq and is a predicted model, not a curated record. The coding region runs from base 168 to 1346 and encodes 392 amino acids. The transcript has 7 exons.